Molecule: messenger RNA, 1861 nt
Organism: Galeopterus variegatus (Sunda flying lemur)
Lineage: Eukaryota; Metazoa; Chordata; Mammalia; Dermoptera; Cynocephalidae
Gene: ZNF774
Product: zinc finger protein 774
Exons: 4
Coding region: 66-1520 (484 amino acids)
Source: RefSeq, a predicted model, not a curated record
CCGGCGCUCGCCUUUCGGAGCCCCCGGGCUUGCUGAGCUGUGGGGACAGGAACUGAUGACCCGUGAUGAUGUGGCUGGGGACUUCAGGAAAGAGUGGGUUACCUGGACACUGCUUAGAGAAUCCUCUUCAGGGAUGCCACCCAGCACAGUUAGAGGAAUGGGCUCUCAAAGGGAUUUCUAGACCAAGUGUAAUCUCCCAGCUGGAUCACAAAGAAGCACCAUGGGUCCUACCAUUCCAAAACUUUGAAGCAAGGAAGAUCCUAAAGGAAAGUCACACAGACUUUGGGCAUCAGGUGGCAAAACUCAAUCAGGACAUUUCCGAAACAGCAGAACAAUGUGGAAAAUCCUCAGAAAGGACCAAUAAAAAUAUUUUUCAUACUCCUAUUUGGGGAAGAAAGUGGGAAAGGGGCCCUGAAUUAGUACGGCAACAUGGAACCCUUCCAGGAGAGGGCCAGCAAGAGCCCUUCUCACAGGAGAUGGAUUUAAACAAGCUCCUGGAUGGAUAUGUAGGAAAGAAGCCUGUGUGUGCGGAAUGUGGAAAAAGCUUUAACCAGAGUUCCUAUCUCAAAAGACACCUAAGAACCCAUACUGGUGAGAGACCUUAUAAAUGCAUCGAAUGUGGGAAAGGCUUCAAACAGAGUUCUGAUCUUGUCACCCAUCGCAGAACACACACAGGAGAGAAGCCCUACCAAUGCAAUGGGUGUGAGAAAAAAUUCAGCGAUAGCUCGACGCUCAUCAAACAUCAGAGAACCCACACUGGUGAGAGACCCUAUGAGUGCCCAGAGUGUGGGAAGACUUUUGGGCGGAAGCCACACCUCACAAUGCACCAAAGAACCCACACAGGAGAGAAGCCCUACACGUGCCUCGAAUGUCAUAAAAGGUUUAGUCGAAGCUCAAAUUUCAUCACCCACCAGAGGACCCACACAGGGGUGAAACCUUACAGGUGUAAUGACUGUGGGGAGAGUUUUAGCCAGAGCUCGGAUCUGAUUAAGCACCAACGAACCCACACAGGAGAACGGCCUUUUAAAUGCCCGGAGUGCGGGAAGGGCUUCAGAGACAGUUCUCAUUUUGUAGCUCACAUGUGUACUCAUUCAGGAGAGAGGCCUUUCAGUUGUCCUGACUGCCACAAAAGUUUCAGUCAGAGCUCACAUCUGGUCACACACCAGAGGAUACACACAGGUGAGAGACCUUUUAAGUGUGACAACUGUGGGAAAGGGUUUGCCGACAGCUCUGCACUCAUUAAGCACCAACGGAUUCACACAGGAGAAAGACCCUACAAAUGUGGCGAGUGUGGGAAGAGCUUCAAUCAGAGCUCCCACUUCAUUACCCAUCAACGAAUCCACUUAGGAGACAGACCCUAUCAAUGUCCUGAGUGUGGCAAGACCUUCAAUCAGCGUUCCCAUUUUCUCACACACCAGAGAACACAUACAGGAGAAAAACCUUUUCACUGUAGUAAAUGUGACAAGAGCUUCCGUCAGAAAGCGCAUCUUUUAUGCCAUCAGAACACCCACUUAAUUUAGGCAAUAGUGGUUCUGCUGCUCCCUUUCAAAUUUCCAUUGUUACUGUCGUCAAGUACCCCAAACCUGGGCAUCAGUGGCCCAAGUUGAGCCCUGAUCUGUUCUCUCUCUUUCUUUUCUAUUUUAUAAUGGAGAAGACAAACUUAUGGGGUCCAAAUAAUGUUCUGAGCACAAAAGGCAUUCCUUCAAUGUGUGUCACUGGUUCUUAGGGAAAUGUGAGUUUAAUGGUGGAUGCCUGGUUACUUAACAAGAAGUGAGAGAAAUGUGGCCUAGAGAUCACAUGUAAACCACCUACCACAGUGCCUGGCACAAAGUAGGUGCUCAAUAAAUAAGUGGAAACAUCA